Portunus trituberculatus (swimming crab) is the source of this 4795-nucleotide messenger RNA. Its product is annotated as carbohydrate sulfotransferase 1-like. Gene Ontology annotation, molecular function: N-acetylglucosamine 6-O-sulfotransferase activity. NCBI's taxonomy places the organism in Eukaryota, Metazoa, Arthropoda, Malacostraca, Decapoda, Portunidae. The transcript has 4 exons. Bases 731 to 2560 code for a protein of 609 amino acids. The record is from RefSeq and is a predicted model, not a curated record. Gene Ontology annotation, biological process: sulfur compound metabolic process; N-acetylglucosamine metabolic process.
UCACCCCUCUGCCUCGCCGUCGCCCGCGUCCCUCUCAGUCUCACUCUCAACCUCGUGACGGGCACACCCACCUGCCCAGGCCCUCCCGCUCCCACUACCUCGCUGGACUCUGCUCUCGGUGAUGCUCGUGCUUCCUCUCCCUCUUGUCGGCUGCCGCGAGUGAUCAGUGGCCUUGCCCAGUGUCGCGGUGAAGGACGGCCUUGUUUCUGAGGGCAGUGCGUGGAAAUCCGUAUGUAGCGUGCGUGUUUGUGCCAGUGAGUGAGAGGCUUCAAAAGUUUUCGAGAAGUCGCAGUCACAUUCGCCCCAAGUUUUUACGAGGUGAGUGAGAGGGCGACAAGGAGCCAGUUCAGGCUGCGUCACGGCUGCACUUGUCGUGGUAACCAGUUGUUCUGCCGACGCACGUGAGUCAACAGAAAAGGCUGAGCAGCACGAGUAGUAAUAAAAAGACGAGUGAGCGUCCAGGACCACGAGGGAAGUUUUACGUAAUUCCGAGUCUCCUUCCUGAAAAGUUAAUAGAAAUAAGAAAUAGCAAGGUGCAGCAGGCUUUGCAGCAAAUACACACAGAUAGGAGAGGAAAAACUCUAAUUUAAUCAAAGUUUUGAAGUGAGCGAGUGGAGGCGAGGUGAGCAAGGAACAGCGACGCGGGCAAUGUUGGCUCAGCUGUCGUGAGUGUCAUCUGAGCGGCUGGACGACUCUUUAGUGCUGGUAUUUGCCCUGAUUCAACACCACCAUGAGUGACGAAGGGAAGUCGUACCCGCCGGCGACGCUGACGCAGGGUGAGUCCCACUGUGAGGCCUCUGUGGAGGGGCGGGAGGAGAUGACCCACCCACAGCCUGGAGAAGGAGUCGAGCACAUGAAGGGAGCGGAGAGGCAGGACGAGGGAGCGAAGAACACAGGAGAGACAGCGACCACCACAGUGCAAGACAAGCAGGAAGACACACACAGCACGUGCUCCACAGCCUCCUCCAGCGCCUCUUCCUCCCCCUCCCAGACCUCCACCUCCUCCUCAGAGGGUGGCAGCAGCUCCCCAUCGGCCCAGGAAGCCUCGAGGGCCAUCAACAUCGAGGACUCGGAUAAGAAAUACGUCGUGAUUGAGCACAGCAAGCCCAAGACCUGGCUGGCGGCUUACAACUCCCUGGCUCCGAGGACUCGCCAGACAGUGCGGACAGCGGUGAUCGCCGUUGUCUCCGCUCUCGCCCUGGUCGCUAUAUUCCACCUCGCGAGACUUGCCGAACACCCCGUCAGUGAAAAUGCUAUUGACGGUUCGAAGGAGCAGCAUCAGAAACAGGAGCAGAGACAGAUGGAGGGAGGCUCAGAGGCUUGGGUCGGCGACGGCGUCUUAAAGGCACACAGCGGGAAGGCGGUGUCUCCCUUGGGUCCGCGUGAUGGCUGGCAGGAAGCGAAGGAAAUGGCCGAACAAAUGGCAGUUGCUGUGGGUGCCGAAGGUCCAGCCUCUCCUGUGCAGGACAUCUUGGCCCGGUCCAGGCCUGGUGGCAGGCAGGUGCGUCCCAUCAUCAACGUGCCUGUUGGAAGGGACGUGGUGGACAUCCAGCGCAUCAGGAACAUCAACAGGCCAGCGGGUCGUCCUGCGAAUGCCACUGAGGUGAACAUGACUCUGAGCUUAGUGCGUCGCAAGGUGGAGGCGGACCGGAAGAAGCUGUCCAGCAAAACCCUGCGCUUGUGGUCACCGGGUGAAGUGCCACUUCGGGUGCUGCUCGUCACCACCUGGCGCUCGGGAUCCACCUUCCUCGGACAGGUGCUGGCCCACCAUCCCGCCGUGUUCAACCACUACGAACCCUUCAGUCCCCUUGGAGUGCGGCAGGUCCGUUCCGGCCGCGAGGCGUUUCAGUCCCAGCAGUUGCUUCAUCGUCUCAUGGACUGCCAGUACACGGGCCAGGACGAGUACCUCAAUUACACGCGCUCGCACGCCGAAGACAUGCUGGGCCACAAUAAGGGAAUAUGGGACCCCUGCCAUCGAGGACCUAACUUCAACACCUGCUUCAACUCCUCCUUCCUCUCACAGGCGUGUCAGAUGUUCCCUAUCCAGCUGGUGAAGACAGUGAGGCUCCGGCUCAACCUGACGCAGCUCUUCCUCAAUGACGAGAGAAUGAACGUGAAGGUUGUGUUCCUGGUGCGUGAUCCCCGCGCCACCAUGAGCUCCCGCUACUCCUCCGUCUCCUGGUGCAAUGAUAACCCUGACUGCUCGUCGCCUGAGGUGCUCUGUUCUGACCUACAGGGAGACUUGAAGGUGGCCACGGCUCUAGGUCAGCUUUACCCGCAGAGGUUUAAGAUGCUCAAGUACGAAGACCUGGCGACGGACCCCCAGACUGUGAUAAAGAACCUUAUGGACUUUCUGGGCCUGGAGUACUCCGUUGAAACAGCUCAGUUUGUGAAGGAGAACACUGAACAGGACGUGAACAGUCCCUGGAGCAUCAAGCGCAAGUCGUCGGAUCGCGUCAACCUGUGGAAGAAGCAGCUGCCCCUCCAGGAGAUCCACACCAUUCAGAACGCCUGCGAGUCUGUGCUCAAGACGCUGGAGUACGAGCUGGUGGGUCAGUGAGCAGAAGGAGCCGCGACUCUCUUCCUCCGCCGGGAAAAUCUCUGAUGAUGUAGAAUAGACUUUCCCAGUUAGUUUUCUUCAGUGUCCUCGUCGCGGGGAGGAAUAUUGCCAGGAAGGGAUGCCAUGUAUUCAUCCCAGUCUUCUCAGGACAAGCCGCGGCCGCACUCUAAGGGAACCCUUCACGGGGCAUAUUGAAUCACACUUUCUAGAAAACACACAAAGAUAGGCAUGACCAUUAAAGAAAUCAUGCUGAAUAAGAGUAGUGAGUGACAAAUGUUUGUUGUAUCUUAACUAUAUAAUUUUUACAUGAACACUUUCUUUUGUGUGGGACUUUGAGUAUUAUGCACAGGCUUCCGUCCGUGGCGCUCUGGACACUGGCCUUCACCAGGGACGCUCCUCUGGCGGUUAUUUUCUCGGUCUUGGUAGUGGGAUUCUCUUCACUGACCGCAGGCAAGAGUGUGCGUCCGUGCCGGGCUCUCAGCGGGUCACUCCGCCCAUGAAGAGAGACCCUCAGGCAGCACAGACCUCUCUCCACCAACCACUUCGUCGACCAAUGAAUGAAUAGGAUCUUUUGUUGCGCUUUACUUUUUGUACUUUUUGACUCUCAGCUACCGACUCACCAACACAAAAUGAUGCUGCUCCUUAACCAAAUGAUUUAUCCCUCUGAGCUGCAGGACACACACACACACACACACACACACACACACACACACACACACACACACACACACACACACACACACACACACACACACACACACACACACACACACACACACACACACACACACACACACACACACACACACAUAACACUCCCUUCGUCGAGAAUUAAGGCUCCACUCACACUAAAAGAUUUAUGUACUAAUUCUGAGUCAUGUAGUUUGGGAUUGAAACGAGAGAAGAGUGUUUAGAGCUUAGAGAAGAAGACUCUCUGUUUUUUAUUCAAGCGGACAGUCUCUUCCAAGUCUCUCCCAAGUGUAGAGUGGCGAGACGAUGAAUGAGUGACUGUUUGAAGCUUUGAGUGAUAGCUGAGUACAGGUGUAUGGUUUGUCACGUAUAAUAAUUAUUAGAUGCAGGUGAGUUGAUAAUCUUGUUACCUUAAACGUGACACAAACUUAAAAGAAGGAAGAAAAAACACGUAAAGAAAAUGUUGAUAAAUAUAUAUAUUUUCCUUUCCCUUCCUACAAGUUUGUGUCUCGCCAGCAUGCAACAACAGCGUUCAAAUGUGUGUACUAUAUAUUAUCUUCAUCUUAUUGUCAAUUGUUGAGUUGUUCUCCCCUCUCAUCUCCACGCAUAAUUUUUUUCUAGUGUUCUUUUUUUUCUGCUCAUCAUAAUUAUCAUCAUGUAUGAAUGUAUGUAUAUGUAUAUUUGAUUAAUGUUCUUUUAUAUUCCCUUGUUUUUUUUUGUUCCAUGUACUGCACGUGUGUGUGUGUGUGUGUGUGUGUGUGUGUGUGUGUGUGUGUGUGUGUGUGUGUGUGUGUGUGUGUGUGUGUAUUUGUGUGUAGAUAUGCCCAUUUACAUACUAAUACUACAUACACAUCAAGUUAUUAAGCACAUGCGCGUUUUCUAGGGACCAAGUUGUGUGUAUAUCUGAAUGUAAGAAUGCAUGUAGUUUUGUUAUACUGUAUGUACUUAAUGUAUACAUGUGUCUGUUUGGCUGUAUAGUAAAUGUAGUCCCCAGUGCUCUUAACCACCAUAGCUAAUCGUAACAUUGUAAACACCCACUGGUCUGUCACGAGGCGCCAAGAAGCUUUAGAAGGAAGAAGAAGUGGAAAAGUGUAAGAAAAGCGAUUGCCAUGUACCAGAGAGAGAGAGAGAGAGAGAGAGAGAGAGAGAGAGAGAGAGAGAGAGAGAGGCGCAAGGAGAUCAGUGGAUAUUUUCUGUGUGUUCAUUAGUGCCUUUAUCUUCAAUAGUAAAGUUAUUUAUUAUUGUAACUUGUACUGUCUUCAUUAUUAUUAUCAUUAUCAUUAUUUUUAUCUUUGUCAUUAUUAUUAUUAGUUUUUAUCAUUAUUAUCAUUAUUUUUAUUAUCAUUAUUAUUAUUUUGAUCAUUAGAUUCUUUUUAUUGUCAUUACUACUACUACUACUACUACUUUCAUUACCAUUACCAUGUAUCGUUAGGCAACCCCGCAGGUAAUGUAUAAUAAAUAGGCAGAAUAUUGAUAUGUAAUUAGCCAGUUUGUCAUGAUCUUGUAAUAUAAACAUAAUGAUAAUAAAGAAAAAAAGAGUGGAAA